AUGGACGUGGACAAGACAGAACGGUCUUCACAGCAGGUCGAGGACGUCAAUGCCGAUAAGUUGAGCCAUCAUGGUGGCAACCUCGUCAUGCCCGCCAGCCUGGCGGCUUUAAGUCAGGAGGAAUACGAGAGGAUCGGCAAGAAGGCGACUUUGAAGAUGGACGUGGUAAUUAUGCCCAUCAUGGUUAUCAUGUACAUCCUCAACUACCUCGACCGCCAAAACAUUGCCAGCGCAAAGCUGGCCGACAUCACCACAGACUUAAAUCUAAGCCAAGUCGAAUACCAGACCACAGUCAGCAUUCUCUUUGUAGGCUACAUCCUCAUGCAGGUCCCCUCCAACAUGAUUGUCGGCAAGAUCAAGUGGCCUGGUGCGUACAUCUGCUGCGGCAUGGCGGCCUGGGGCGUCAUCUCCUCCCUCAUGGCCGUGGUGCACAACUACGAGGGUCUCUUGAUGGCGCGCUUCUUCCUCGGCUUCGUCGAGGCCAUCUUCUUCCCUGGCGCGCUCUACUUUUUGUCCCUGUUCUAUAACCGGAAGCAGUUUGCUUUGCGCACCGCCAUCCUCUACUCCGGUUCGCAGCUGGGUAAUGCUUUUGGCGGUCUUUUUGCCAUCGGGAUCCUGACUCUCGAUGGUGCUCAUGGGCUAGCGGGCUGGCGCUGGCUGUUCCUUGUCGAAGGCGUCAUCACCGUCGGUCUGGCCAUCCCGUUUGCCUGCAUAUUGCCCAACUCCAACAAGAAGAUUCCCACUCUGACCCAGUUGGAGUGCGAAUGGGUGCAGUACAACUUCGCCGCGGACCAGGGCCAGGAAGAUGACUCGACCGAAGUCACCGCCUUCAAGGGCUUCAUGAUGGCCGUCACGGACCCAAAGACCUGGUUGCUCAUGGGUGUCCUCUACUCAACCUACAUUGUCGGCGCCGUCGCAAACUUCUUCCCCUCCGUCGUUGGCGGCCUCGGCUUCUCCCGCACAAUGACCUAUGCCCUCACCGCGCCACCCUUCCUCCUCUGCGUCAUCACAAUGCUCCUGAACGGCUUCCACUCGGACCGCAAGCAAGAACGCUUCCUCCACAUCGUCAUCCCCUUGUGCGUCACCCUCGUCGCCAACAUCAUCGCCGUCUCCACCACCAGCACAGCCGCGCGCUACGUCGCCAUGAUGCUCCUCCCGGGAUCCUUCUACGCCGCCGCCGUGGUGGUGCUGUCGUGGAUCACGGGCAGCCUGGCGCAGCCGUCUGUGAAGCGGGCGAGCGCCAUCGCGCUGAUCAACGCCAUGUGCAACACGCCGAAUAUCUGGGGCAGUUAUCUGUACUACGGCGCGCCGCGGUACGUGACGGCGUUUAUUGUGAAUAUCGCGGCGACGGGGCUGGCGAUUGGGUUCGCUACGGUGACGAGGAUCUGGUUGAGGAGGUUGAAUGCCAAGUUGGACCGGGGCGAGGACGUGGGGAAGCAUGGGCCGACGCAGGCGCAAAUUGCUGGAGGGUUUAGAUAUCUCAUUUGA
This is a messenger RNA of Colletotrichum orchidophilum, 1488 nucleotides long. RefSeq names its product TNA1 is necessary for nicotinic acid import into the cell. Gene Ontology annotation, cellular component: membrane. Gene Ontology annotation, molecular function: transmembrane transporter activity. The transcript has 6 exons. NCBI's taxonomy places the organism in Eukaryota, Fungi, Ascomycota, Sordariomycetes, Glomerellales, Glomerellaceae. The record is from RefSeq and is a predicted model, not a curated record. Bases 1 to 1488 code for a protein of 495 amino acids. Gene Ontology annotation, biological process: transmembrane transport.